Messenger RNA from Podospora bellae-mahoneyi, 1667 nucleotides. RefSeq lists its product as uncharacterized. The transcript has 4 exons. Bases 132 to 1667 code for a protein of 511 amino acids. Lineage: Eukaryota; Fungi; Ascomycota; Sordariomycetes; Sordariales; Podosporaceae. The record is from RefSeq and is a predicted model, not a curated record.
GUCACACGGUGCUUUACUUCUCUGACUUCCUUUCCCAUCUUUUUCUUCUGUUCCCAUCCUCGACUCUUCUGAUCUGGCCUGACCAAGGCAACAGCCUCCUAUCGUACUCGCCGAUCAUCCUCUCGACUACGAUGUUGGCCUCCCUGUUGGUGGCGGCGGGCUUCUCAGCAUCGGCUGUGGCAGCCCCGUCAACUUUGUAUCCUCAGACAAAAUGCAUGGAUGUUGCCAGCAAGAUCCAAAAGGCCAUUCGCCAUGGAUUUCCUCGCUUUGUGACUGUCGAUGAGAAUCGAAAUUGCAAACCUCAAUAUCGGCUUAACAGGGGCGAGUGCUGGGAUCACAUGAGCCCCGACAACAAUUGCAAGGCGUACUGUGAAACAAGCCAUGGGUGGUAUUGGGGCCACCCGCGGGUCCUGGGCGUUCGGAGCUGGCACAACCCAUGUCAACGAAGCGAUAGUUGCGGGAUCUCUGUGAGUCUCGGUGGCCCAGUCGGCGAAGCCACGACCGUCAUGAUCAAGGACGAAUCUUCCACUGGAAACAGCACCACUUACAAGGAUGGAAUAUCAUGGAGCGAUACAUGGACUGUUGCGGAUACCUUCAACUUCGGGGUAACCGGCACAGCCGGUGUCGGUCUGUCUAAUAUACCGCUGUUUGAUGGGAUUCCAAUCAUGGGAAAGGCCGGUGUGGACAUGACAUCGGGUUAUACACACAGCGACGGCCAAAGAUUCGAGCAAAGCCGAAAGCGGAGUGUGGAUUGGGAGAGUAAUGUCAAGUCUUCUCAGUCGUAUGGGAUCACGAGGACGCGGCAAAGAUCCCUCUCAUACUCUACAACCGGUAGUUGGUCAAAAGACGUUUGGGCCAAUGACUAUUGUGGCAGCUGGUUUGCGGUGCCGCUCUUGGGGAUGAGUUGUGGCAGAGCAGCGAUGGGCGACUUGGUGAAGAAUCCUCUCAAUAACCACACUCGAUGCAAUCUCGACAAGUUUGGAUCGUUCGACGUGUGUGCCUCGUAUGGGUUCAAGCACGAGACCGUUCCCGAUGAAUCUCGCACCAGGACGGUAUUUGUGCUGCGCGACUGCAAGCGAGGUUUUAUCCUCCCUGGCGAGUGGCAGCAACAUGAGUUUGCCUACAGCACCAUUUCGUCCAUGCCUGAGUACUACAGGGACCACAUCUCGAGAUGGGGCAUCAGAAACCUGGACGAGAAGCCCGAGGACGAUGAAUGGGUGUUCCAGAGACAGAUGGACCAGAAGCUCCACAAGUUCACAAAGAACAUUGGCGUUACCGACUACAACUUCAAGUACUGCGGAGAGGGCGAGUACUGCGUCCAACUGAAAUUGACCAAGGAUCGGUGCUAUGAUAUCCCGCGUGGCUAUGUCAGUAUGCCCGAUGAAAGCCCCAAAUCAGCCCACGUUGUUUCGGCCACCGUCAUGCCCGGCCACUGCUGUAUGCUUUUCUCCAGACACCAAUGUCUUGGACAGGCACAGCGUCUGCUCCCCGGAGAUACGAAGCUGGAAGAGGUUGCGUAUGAGGGUCUCGCCCACAGUGUUGUCUGCAAUGCGAGUGAGUAUUGCCGCUCUCAGACAGACGAAGGUUAUAGCAGCGCCAGCGAGGAUGACCGUGGAUUUCCAGAAUUGAUUGGGACGGCAAAACUUCUUCGGAUACCCUCGGAGUAA